Molecule: messenger RNA, 371 nt
Organism: Terrapene triunguis (Three-toed box turtle)
Lineage: Eukaryota; Metazoa; Chordata; Testudines; Emydidae
Product: glycogen [starch] synthase, muscle-like
Exons: 3
Biological process (GO): glycogen biosynthetic process
Cellular component (GO): cytoplasm
Molecular function (GO): alpha-1,4-glucan glucosyltransferase (UDP-glucose donor) activity
Source: RefSeq, a predicted model, not a curated record
CACGUCUUCACCACCGUGUCCCAGAUCACGGCCGUGGAAGCCGAACACCUGCUCAAGAGAAAACCCGAUAUGGUGACCCCCAACGGCCUGAAUGUCAAGAAAUUCUCUGCCAUGCACGAGUUCCAGAACCUCCACGCCCAGAGCAAGGCCCACAUCCAGGAGUUCGUCCGGGGGCAUUUCUAUGGGCACCUGGACUUUAACCUGGACAAGACCCUGUUCUUCUUCAUCGCCGGGCGCUACGAAUUCUCCAACAAGGGGGCCGACAUCUUCCUGGAGGCGCUGGCCCGGCUCAACUACCUGCUCCGGGUAACGGGGGUUCCCUGCCUGCUGGGGGGGUCCCUUGCCCUGUCUCCCCCACUCUGGGGGUUCGG